GCCACAUUUGUUUGCCGUUCAGUCACAUCGCCCAACUUGCCGCGAGGCCGAGGACAUCAUCUCCAUAUCCUCGACGACGACGACGACCACGCUCCUCCCAUGCAAUUAGGGUCCAGUUCGAAUGCGUCGAGUAACGCCCUGGCAUCAUCGCAUCCGCAGCUCGACAUGAAGAAGCUCAGUCGGUUCUUCGCCGAAGACAAGCCCCCUCGGAAGCGGCUGGCGACCGCGCUCGAGUUUCUCAAGACCAGCACUAGCGAGCAACAAGACCUGUUCUGGGGUGAAGUCGCUCACGGCAGCAUGUUCUUUAGCGUCCUUCACGCGUACCUGACCGAGCUGGAGACGAUGUACGUUGCCCCGGAGAAGAAGAAUCUCAUCGACAAGAUGCGCACCAAGAAGUUCCAAACCGACGAUUGGACCGACGUGUUUGAGGGGUUGGAGGUGCUGAUCAAGUCGAACAAGGGGCUGUUGGCGUCGGGAUGGCAGCACAAUCGGUUCCUUCAGAUCUUCCAGAAACUUCUCCUGGCCGACAACAUUGCGUACAUCAAGAAAUACGCCUUCAGGUGCCUCGCGCUCUACUCGGACAUCCUCAUGGACAUGGACUUUGGCUUGCGCAACACGGCGCAGCUGCUGACGCCGAAUCCUUCCCCCCCUCCAUCUCUGUCGUCGGCUUCGAGCUCGAUCCCGCCUUCGGCCGACAUGGCGGUCAACAUCGGGUUCGGCUUCUCCCACCUCGACCUCCUUGCCGAAUCCAUUGACUUUUCGCCGUAUGCGAGCGGCAACUCAAACGUGGUGCUGCCUAUCCGCGUGUACACGGUCGGGUCUGUCCUCGGAUGGGAGCGCGGGGGGCCGACACAGGCCGAAGAGCCUGUGGACAUGCUCAAGUACGUGAUGGACCUGAGUCUCGAGCGCAGCGACAACAUCUCGGACGUCGACGUCCAGCGCUUCCUCUUUUGGUGCCACGUGCUCAUGCACUCGUACAUGCCGCUUCUGUACCCCAAGACAUGCAUUGACGUCGGGUUCAAGGAGAAAGCCGACAAGGUUGGCUUCUUCCACCACUGCCCCGGGAGCUUUCAGCGCGUGAUGGCGCGAUGGCUGUACAAACUGCGCUCGAAACCCAAGUUUAUGGACGCGCUGUGGGUGCACAAGGAGUACGUGGACGUGAUCAUGGAGACCCUGCGCCAGCGGUUCGCGUACAGAGACCCCGAGCUUAUCCUCGACGGCAUCAAGUUUUACUCCCAGCUGUGCAAAGGCACGCAGUACAUCCCCCCCGCCAUGAAGGACUCAUUCCACGAGAUGCACCGCGCGAUCAUCGCCCACGUGUCCCAAGUAUUUCACCCGAGUGUGCAUUUUGACGACGCCAACAUCUUCAUCGUCGGCGUCGACCUCCUCGAGUUGCUCUCCCAGCAGCCAUUGCACAUCCACUCGUUUGCCGUCCUCCGCAAGGCCAUCUUGGCCACAACCGACGCAUCCUUCUUCUUACGAGACACGCCCCCUGGUCCAUCCAUCUUGGUGCCGAUGGUCGCGGCGGUGUUUCACACGUGGAUGCAUGGGAUGGUACAGCCGAACGGCGCGUCGGUGGACGUGUGGGCUGAGCUCGGCACGAUGGUGCGCAAGUGGCUCACACAUCCGUCCGUGUCGGCGGCAUUUGCGGCCGAGCUCGUCCGGCGGUGGAAGGUCGAAGUGACUGCGAUCUCGGCCCUGGUCCAGUGGUUUUACACUCCCCCUCCAUCGGGUUCGUCAGACAAGGUGCCCCCUCCGACGACAGACCAUCACUUGCACCACGCCAAAGACGUGGCGUUCACGUCGACGUUUGUGGCGCAGCAAGUCGCGCCGACCGUGGACGCGGCGCUGAUCGUCCUCGACCGCCUCCUGCACGUGAUGAGUCCGUCUGCGACACUGUCGAGCCUCAAGCCCCACCUGCUGCUCGCCGUGCAGACCAGCGUCCGUGACAUCGUGUCCCACUGGGUCCUCCACGUCCCCGCGCUCGGCAUCUCGCCCAGCACCAUCCUCUGUCUCUUUGGCGAGUGGUUCCUUCCGUCGUGCGAGAUGCCCAUGUCUCGCGACUUCGACGCAGCUCAAGCCAUCGCGUUGGAAACACUCUGUCUCGUGUGUACCGCCAAGGGCCGCGAUGUCCUGCUGCCGUCCCACGUCGCCAUGUUUUGCCGGGUACUCCACGCCGCGCUCCAAGACACGACCAACAUCCGGGUCCUCUCGACAGUCAUCAGACACGCGUCGACCGUGUUUGGCCGAUGCGCCCCGGGCAUCCACGUGCUCGUACCCGCCUUCUUGCACGCGAUCGACGCCCUCACGCUGUUUUACACGUCCUUGUCGUCAUCUGGUGGUGGUAGUAGCUCGGAAGCCGACUGUCUUGCGUGCGUCGAGCUGUUGUUUGGGAUGCUGGCAUUGCCGGGGCAGUACCCGCACGUCAUCCACGAAAGCUGGCGCGCCAAGCUCCACGACGUUGCGUCGACCCAUGGACGAGUUGGCAGUGGCGACACGGUGCUGCCGCACUUGGCCGAGUUUGACGUCGAGUUGCAUGCGGUGGCAGCGACGUGCUUUCAGCGCCUCGUGGAUUUGGAGCAGGACCGUCCACAUCGGACAACGUCGACGGAAGUCCGCCAGCGCGCGCUAUGGGGCGUCUACCUCCUCGUGGUGCUCCAACUGCACUCGGUGCCGACUACUGAUCAAGGUAGUCUUCUGCACCCACUGGUCAAGACAUUGGUGAUCUACCUCUGCGACACGUGUGCGUCCCGCGACGUUGCAUUGUCGCAGACGGGCCUCGCCGCGGUGCAUGCAUUGCAUGUGUACCAUGCCACGUUACUUAGCCACGAGCCUGGCCUGGUGCAGCACAUUGUGAUGGCGCUGUCGUUGCUCGUGCAGCAGCAGGUCGAAGACGCGUCCACGGUCAUUCGUGACCAUCUGGAAGGUUCGCCCCCCAUAGACUAUCAGAUGGCACCCCCGCUGCAUUUCCAAGGCCAGCGCGGCCACAACGGAUCGCCCACAAAUCAUCCCCCCCAAGACAUGACCCCGCCCAUGUCGAGAGGGCGGAAACGAUCCAAUUCGUGGUCCGCCCCAGACAAACCGAGCGGGUCGGACAUCCCAUCGAACCAGUCAAAGCAGCAGCAGUCUGGGGACGGACUUCAGACGAUCGCCAACAAGAGCCGCGCCAUCUUUGAAGGACUCACCGACUGGCUAAUGCGAUGCACGUCGCUCCUGGAUGACCCCGCCGUGCUCAAGCUGCUCUUCCAAGCGCUCGAGGCGGCGCUUAUCGGCAGCAUCCCCACGACGUCCGAGUGGCAGACGGCCGUCGAGGACGCACGUAAACGCAAACGCAACAUGGACACGCCGCUGCUGUUCCUUGGACUUGCCAUGCGCGUGUCGCUUGACCCCGACAGACACAAGACAUCGCUCCAGUGCUUUGCGGACAUUGCGGCAGCGGCAGAAGGCUUUUUGAUGCACCUGUUGCACCAUUUGCAUGGGUUCCCGUCGCCGGCCGGCAUUGACCAAUUCGUGUCGACAUGCACCGAAUUCGACGACAAAGCCAACGACAACAUGACGUCUCUGAGCUUUGUUUACUUGAAUUCGCUCGUGUUGACCGUGGUGGGAAGCGUGGACGCGGCAACGGCGCGCAUCGUGGUGCGGGAUGUCACUGGGACGUUUACAUGGGAUGCGGUCGUCAUGCCCGGUGUAUCUGCGGAACAUCUGGUCAGUCGUCAUCAUGUGGCCCCCCCUAUCCCGUCGGUGGAAGCCCCCACUCGUCUGGACCAAGUGCAGCAGCCGUGGGACCGCCCGUUGGUUUCCGAACACGACCGCCGCGAGCGUCUCGAGGUCGUGAUGGACCACGCGGUGGUGCACGCCAACAUGCCCCCCGUGCCAGCGUCCAACAUGUGCAGCAUCUGCGGCGGUCGCGUGGUGCCUACUAGUAGCAGCAGCAGCGUGGCACCGACUCCUCCGUCACCCCCGACUUUGCUUCCGUUUCCAGUCGCCAACAAAGUCGUCGUCAAAGGCAACACGCUGCCGUCCAUGCCGCGAUACAUGUUCCACAGUGAAUCCCACCCUGGCUUGACCGCUCCCGGCAGCAACUUUGACGUGUACGUGUGUCAGUGCCGCGCCACAUUUGGCACGUCCGUCCCCGACGACUCGCGUUCGACGUCGUCGACUGCCGAUGCGUCUGACGACAAAGCCCCCCCGUUGCCGAUUUGCGAUUUGUUUACUAUUGACGCCGAUCACGAGUACAUUGGGUCGUUGGAUCAUGAACGGUCGCUGCUCGAGCUUCUCGUGGACAGCAUUCCGAUGCAGUACCGCGACUGCGGCGGCGACCUCAUCGACAAGACGCUGCUCGGUGGACGGUACACGAUGCAGCGGUACUUGGACAUGGAGUGGGACGAGCGCCGGACGAGGUCGCGCGUGGGACCCAUGCACAAAGAUGCAUCGGCCGAGCCCGGGUUUUCUUUCUUCCAGCGGCUUGUCCACGACGACGAGUGCUACGCGUACUUGAAAUCGUUCUUGGCCGAGGACAAGGACCCCCGCGGCCGCUACUUGGUCGAAUUCUGCGACGCCCUGAAAAAGUACGAGCGUUCGUUUGACGGGAACGACCGACUAAGCCAAGCGAGUUUAUUGUAUUGGGAGUACUUGUCCAGCGAAAGCAACUUUAGCGUCAAGUUCCCGUACGGCAUCGCUUCCAAAGUCCAGCAAGCCAUCCAAGUAGCUGCGUCAAAGGACGCAAGUACCAGCCGACCACCACAGCAGCAGCAGGUGCUGCCGCUGACUCUGUUUCAGCCUGCCCUGGACGUGGUGGAAGCCACGCUGGGCUUCGACGACGGCAACGGACGGGGCCUCCUCGAUCGCUUCAUUGUAUCAUUGAACGACCACCUCGCGAGGAAGCAACUGCCGUCGCAUCCAGACGGAGGAGACGCUUGGACGACCAACGUGCCGAUUCCGCAUCAACUGCUGCUCUACGAUGCGUUCAAUGUGAUGGAACUGAACGUGCGGAUUUGCGCCGAGACGCUGCAUGUCAAAGCCAGCACCACGACCAACACUCUGCUCCACCCCAAGGCCACCGCGGCCCUCUCGGCCCCGUCGCCAUCGACCCGCCUCGCGCCCCUCGACAUGUGCCGCCUCUUCCUCGGCCACGUCGGCAUCCUCCCCAAUGACGUGGUGGCAUCCCACCACGACGUGCAGCUGCUGGACAACGGCGUUAAACUGGAGAGGUCGCUCAAGCACCUGGAUAAGGCGCCGAGCCGCGAGACCAUGAAGAUUGGCGUCGUGUACGUCGGCCCUAAUCAGUCGACGCAGAUGGAAAUCCUCGGCAACGACCGCGGCAGCCCCGCGUACGAGCGAUUCCUUCGUCAAAUGGGCUGGGAGGUGGACCUAUCGACGCAUCGAGGGUUUGUAGGCGGCCUGGACGUGAACCCCAAGUCGUUGUCGAAUGGCGCGACGGCGCUGUACUUUGCGACGUCGACUGCCGAGCUCAUCUUUCAUGUGGUGACGAUGAUGCCGACGCGGGAGGCCGACCCGCAGCAAAUCGACAAGAAGCGGCACGUCGGCAACGACUACGUACAUGUUGUGUGGAGCGACAACCUCCGUGCGUACAAUCAAAGCACAAUCACGAGCAACUUCAAUUUCGUGCAAGUGGUGCUGUUUCCGCUCCAACAUCCGACGUACGACGGCCUCGUGCUGGUCGAAGUGCUUACGAAACCCAACGUGCCGCUGUUUGGCCCGCUUAUGACUGGCAUGGUUGUGAGCGAGGCGCAAUUGCCAGACCUCGUUCGACAGGUUGUUGCACUUACUUGUCCUUCUUGUAGUACCCUUCGAACGAUAUGAUAGUUUUAUGCACAAACCACCCCCAUGUACUUAACUUGUGUGUGUAGACGGUGAUGAAUGCGAAUCGAGCGUGUCGGCAGCAGACGCAGUGGUACAUGGCGCCGUACACGACGCGGCGCAAGCUGAUUGAAGAAGUGAUCGAGCGAUAUGCGAUGCCGUACAGCGAGAAGAGCAUGCUCACGAGCUUGUUCAAGAUCCCGUCGUCCCCGUCUGAAGGCCACAGCUUAUAGACAUUACUAUAGUACUACUACUACUACU
Aphanomyces astaci is the source of this 6081-nucleotide messenger RNA. RefSeq lists its product as hypothetical. Gene Ontology annotation, molecular function: GTPase activator activity. The transcript has 13 exons. The record is from RefSeq and is a predicted model, not a curated record. Gene Ontology annotation, biological process: positive regulation of GTPase activity; regulation of small GTPase mediated signal transduction. Gene Ontology annotation, cellular component: nucleus; cytoplasm. The coding region runs from base 100 to 5823 and encodes 1907 amino acids. Lineage: Eukaryota; Oomycota; Saprolegniomycetes; Saprolegniales; Verrucalvaceae.